CCCGCCGCCGGCCCAGCGCCUUCACCGGAACGCUGAUGGAUCUACUGAGGAACCCUUUCAAGGGAGUGGUCGCUGAUGUCAAAGGAAGAGCAUCUUGGUACAAGGACGACUGGGUUGCAGGGUUCCGAACAGGCUUCAGGAUAUUGGCACCUACAAUGUAUAUGUUCUUCGCGUCUGCGCUCCCUGUCAUCGCCUUCGGAGAGCAGCUGAGCAACGAAACAAAUGGAAUCCUGAGCACAGUCGAGACAUUGGCAUCCACAGCGAUAUGUGGCGUAAUACAUUCCUUUCUCGGAGGGCAGCCACUGCUUAUCGUUGGAGUGGCAGAGCCUACAAUUAUCAUGUACACGUACCUCUACAACUAUGCCAAGAAGCAGCCGGGUCUGGGGGAACGGCUAUAUUUGGCUUGGGCUGGAUGGGUCUGCAUUUGGACUGCUAUCAUGCUCUUUCUUUUGGCAAUGAUCAAUGCUUCCAAUGUGAUAAGCAGAUUCACAAGGGUUGCAGGAGAGCUUUUUGGGAUGCUCAUCACUGUUCUGUUCCUGCAGCAAGCUAUCAAGGGAAUUGUGAGCGAGUUCAGUAAGCCUUUGGAAUUUGAGAUUGCCGACCGCACUUCACCGAUAUACCAGUUCCAGUGGGUAUAUGUCAAUGGCCUACUUGGUGUUAUCUUUUCAAUUGGCUUGCUAUACACUGCAUUGAAGACUAGGCGGGCAAGGUCAUGGCUGUAUGGCAUAGGAUGGCUUAGAGGCUUCAUUGCCGAUUAUGGUGUUCCUCUUAUGGUAGUAGUGUGGACAGCAUUUUCAUAUGCACUACCAAGCCAUGUCCCUUCAGGAGUGCCUAGGAGGCUCUACAGCCCACUUCCCUGGGAGUCAAUUUCACUAGGACAUUGGACCGUAGCAAAGGAUUUGUUUUCCGUCCCUCCAGCAUAUAUAUUUGCAGCAAUCGUGCCUGCUUUGAUGGUUGCAGGACUUUAUUUCUUUGAUCAUAGUGUAGCUUCACAGUUGGCUCAGCAAAAGGAGUUUAAUUUGAAGAAGCCUUCUGCUUACCAUUAUGACAUUUUGGUACUUGGGUUCAUGGUCCUACUAUGUGGUUUGCUUGGAAUUCCUCCAUCAAAUGGAGUGCUUCCUCAGUCCCCCAUGCAUACAAGAAGCCUUGCUGUACUCAGGGGGCAGUUUCUACGUAAAAAGAUGCUUCAAACUGCCAAAGAGGGGAUGGUGAAAAGUGCUAGCAGUUUGGAAAUAUAUGGCAAGAUGCAGGAAGUUUUCAUCCAAAUGGAUAGCAUACAGAAUGCUGAUUUUGUUGACAAGGACUUGAAGAGUUUGAAGGAUGCGGUGCUGCGUGAAGGUGACGAAGAAGGGAAAUUGGCUGGAGAAUUUGAUCCUAGAAAACAUAUUGAAGCCCAUUUGCCUGUUCGCGUGAAUGAACAGAGACUAAGCAACCUGCUGCAAUCCUUACUGGUUGGUUGCUGUGUUGGAGCCAUGCCAGUUAUCAAGAUGAUACCCACUUCGGUUCUCUGGGGUUACUUCGCCUAUAUGGCCAUCGAUAGCCUACCUGGGAACCAGUUUUGGGAAAGGAUACGGCUUCUGUUCGUUGGAGCAAGCCGACGCUACAAGAUCUUUGAAGGUCCCCACGCAUCUUUUGUGGAGUCUGUGCCUUCAAGAACAAUAUCUGUCUUUACGAUCUUCCAGAUUGUCUAUCUCUUGAUAUGCUUCGGCACAACAUGGAUACCAAUAGCAGGGAUCCUCUUCCCUCUGCCCUUCUUCCUCAUGAUUCUCAUAAGGCAGCACGUUCUACCAAAGUUUUUCGAGCCCAAUGACCUGCGGGAACUGGACGCAGCUGAGUAUGAAGAACUUGAAGGGGUCCACCUCGAACACACACUGGAGGAUGAUUGCUCUAUUCCAGGAAGCUGUGACAACAGAAAUGAUGCUGAGAUAUUGGAUGAGCUCACAACAAACCGUGGAGAGGUGAAGCACAGAGCUGUAACCCAUCGUGAAGAAAAGCACCUUCAGGUCCAUUCAAAUGCUGUUCAACCAAGACUCCGCGCUCCGCACCACGCCGCCGCGCACCGCACGGUUCUCUGCCGCUCGCCGCGAGGGAGGUUGCCUGACAUGGCGGCCCCGUUCAUCUACCGCCCCUCCUCCGCCUCCGCCGGCGGCGACGGCGACGGUGGGCAGGCUCUCUUCAAGGCGGCCACCGACGGCAACCUCGGCCGCCUCAAAGGUAUUGUCAAGAGUCUUACCAAAGAUAAAGGUGACACGUCGGCCAUCUUUUCUUUCAACACGGGUGGACUUUCUGUGUUGCAUAUCGCGGCAUCCUUUGGCCAUCUGGAGGUCUGCAAAUAUUUGGUGGAGGAGCUCAAGGGAGAUGUAAAUGCUCCUGGAUAUGGCCCUGCAGCUCGAGGCAUGAAUGCGUUUAUGGCGUCUGCUCAGUCUGGUGAUGUCCCAAUCGUAAAGUACUUUCUUGAUCGUGGUGGUGAUCUAAUGAAAGUAGAUGACAAAGGACGCACGGUUCUCCACCAUGCCGUGUCUGCAGGAUGUUGUAAGGUAACAGAGUUCCUCCUUUCAAAAGGAGUGCCAGUCGACGUGGACAGUGGCCGUGGAACCCCACUCUUUUUUGCUGCUACAAAUGAGCAGGAUAAGACACUGAAGAUUUUGUUGGACCACCACGCAAAUCCUAACAUCGUUGUCGGCGGUAUGGGAGAUCCCUUGUGUAUGGCUCUUACUUUCCGUUCAUUGAAGUGCAUGAAGCUACUAAUUAAGGCUGGUGCCAAUGUUGAUGGCAAGGGUUGCGCUAUGACUCCUUUGGUGUUUGCUACGGCACGAGGAGGAUAUACCAAGUUCAUUCAUUUUCUACUGAAGGCUGGCGCAGAUCCCAAUAUUCCCGAUGAUUUGGGUAGGUUGCCAGUAGAGAUUGCUGCGUUACGUGAUUGCAGGGAAGAGGUUGAAAUGUUGUUUCCUCUUACUUCCCCACUUCCAAAUGUCCCAAAGUGGACUAUUGAGGGAGUAAUUUCUCACGCGAAAACUGAAGCUAGAAAGCCAAUGGAGCAAAGGGACCGUGAAAGAAGGAAAGAUUUCUUAAAGUCACAGGCUGAUACAGCAUUCAAGCAGAAGGAGUAUAAGAUGGCAUCUGGGUUUUAUGAUUUGGCAAUAGCCCAUGGAGAGAGUGCAACACUGUAUGCAAACAGGAGUCUCUGUAAGCUGCUCAUGGGCAAUGGUGAAGAUGCUUUGUCAGAUGCUCUCAGGUGCAGAAUGCUGCGACCUAAAUGGGGAAAAGCUUGCUACCGACAAGCUGCAGCUCACAUGCUACUUAAGGAGUAUAAACAAGCCUGUGAUGCUCUCUUGGAUGCGCAAAAAUUAGAUCCUGGGAAUGUCGAGAUUGAGAAUGAACUACGGAAGGCAAGGGAACUCAUGAAGAAUCCUUCUGGCGGUCGUGAGCAGUGAGGUGCGGCCCUGCGCAUUGGACUGCAGGCUGCAACAUGUGGCAGCUUUCACUAGAGUAGAGCUAGCAGGAACUCAUAGUCCCUAUGUUUUUUGUUAGGAACCAAAAACUCCGAAACUUGAUGCGAACCUUGCGUCUGCAGACUGUUGAGACGACUUUGUAUGAGAUUUUGUUAUCUG
This is a messenger RNA of Lolium rigidum, 3611 nucleotides long. RefSeq names its product boron transporter 4-like. Gene Ontology annotation, molecular function: solute:inorganic anion antiporter activity; protein binding. Gene Ontology annotation, biological process: transmembrane transport; monoatomic anion transport; monoatomic ion homeostasis. Gene Ontology annotation, cellular component: plasma membrane. NCBI's taxonomy places the organism in Eukaryota, Viridiplantae, Streptophyta, Magnoliopsida, Poales, Poaceae. The transcript is spliced from 26 exons. The record is from RefSeq and is a predicted model, not a curated record. The coding region runs from base 36 to 3434 and encodes 1132 amino acids.